CCUCCCUCUAAAAGCACUCUGUGUGGGGAACAUGACAGCCAGACCAAAGCUCAGAGCCCAAAGCAGCAGCAGGGACCAGACUCUGCUGGACCUGGACCUGAGCCCAGCUGUGUGUCCUUCAAGAGCGACUGGUCAACUGAUCGCAUCAUUAAUUUUAAAGGACAAUCCUUUGCUGCAAAACGAUUUGACCAGGAGAGCUCAGAGGUUCCCAGAGCUGCUGGAGGAGAACAUUGUCAUUUUUGUAAAGAAUGAACUAAAGAAAAUCAAGAAGGUUCUGAGUUCAGAUUACCCAGAAUGCUCAGAGAGUAAGAAGGAGGAUGAGGAGGUGUUGGAUGGUGAGGAAGAAGAGCAGAGGAGGAGCAGCAGAAAGGCAUUUCUGAAGAUCACACUGCACUUCCUGAGGAGAAUGAAGCAGGAUGAGCUGGCUGACCGUCUGCAGAGCAGACCUCCUGCUCAAGUGUGUCAGCCUAAACUCAAAUCCAACCUGAAGAAGAAGUUCCAGUGUGUGUUUGAGGGGAUUGCUAAAGCAGGAAACCAGACUCCUCUGAACCAGAUCUACACAAAGCUCUACAUCACAGAGGGAGGGACUGCAGAGGUCAAUGAUGAACAUGAGGUCAGACAGAUUGAAACAUCCAGGAAACCAGACAGACCAGAAACAACAAUCAGACAAAAAGACAUCUUUAAACCCUCACCUGGAAGAGAUGAACCAAUCAGAACAGUGAUGACAAAGGGAGUGGCUGGCAUUGGGAAAACAGUCUUAACACAGAAGUUCACUCUGGACUGGGCUGAAGACGAAGCCAACCAGGACAUACAGUUCAUAUUUCCAUUCACUUUCAGAGAGCUGAAUGUGCUGAAAGAGAAAAAGUACAGCUUGGUGGAACUUGUUCAUCACUUCUUUCCUGAAAGCAAAGAAGCAGGAAUCUGCAGGUUUGAAGAGUUCCAGGUUGUGUUCAUCUUUGACGGUCUGGAUGAGUGUCGACUUCCUCUGGACUUCCACAACAAUGAGGUCCUGACUGAUGUUACAAAGUCCACCUCAGUGGAUGUGCUGCUGACAAACCUCAUCAGGGGGAACCUGCUUCGCUCUGCUCGCCUCUGGAUAACCACACGACCUGCAGCAGCCAAUCAGAUCCCUCCUGGGUGUGUUGACAUGGUGACAGAGAUCAGAGGGUUCAAUGACCCACAGAAGGAGGAGUACUUCAGGAAGAGGUUCAGAGAUGAGGAGCAGGCCAGCAGGAUCAUCUCCCACAUCAAGACAUCACGAAGCCUCCACAUCAUGUGCCACAUCCCAGUCUUCUGCUGGAUCACUGCUACAGUUCUGGAGGAGGUGUUGAAGACCAGAGAGGGAGGAGAGCUGCCCAAGACCCUGACUGAGAUGUACAUCCACUUCCUGGUGGUUCAGUCCAAAGUGAAUAAUGUAAAGUAUAAUGGAGGAGCUGAGACGGAUCCAACCUGGAGUCCAGAGAGCAGGAUGAUGAUUGAGUCUCUGGGAAAACUGGCUUUUGAGCAGCUGCAGAAAGGAAACCUGAUCUUCUAUGAAUCAGACCUGACAGAGUGUGGCAUCGAUAUCAGAGCAGCCUCAGUGUACUCAGGAGUGUUCACACAGAUCUUUAAAGAGGAGAGAGGGCUGUACCAGGACAAGGUCUUCUGCUUCGUCCAUCUGAGUGUUCAGGAGUUUCUGGCUGCUCUUCAUGUCCAUCUGACCUUCAUCAACUCUGGUGUCAAUCUACUGGCAGAAGAACAACCAACCUCACAGAAGUCUGAAACAAGAAGUGAUGAAACUGCUGUGAAACAGUUAUACCAGAGUGCUGUGGACCAGGCCUUGCAGAGUCCAAAUGGACACCUGGACUUGUUCCUUCGCUUCCUCCUGGGACUUUCACUGCGGACCAAUCAGGAUUUCUUAAAGGGACUGCUGACACAGACAGAAAGAUGCUCACAGACCAAUUGGGAUACAGGCCAGUAUAUGAAGGAGAGAAUUGAGGAGAACUCCUGUCCAGAAAGAAGCAUCAAUCUGUUCCACUGUCUGAAUGAACUGAAUGACCGUUCUCUAGUGGAGCAGAUCCAACAGUCCCUGAGUUCAGGAAGUCUCUCCACAGAUAAACUCUCUCCUGCUCAGUGGUCAGCUCUGGUCUUCAUCUUACUGUCAUCAGAAAAAGAUCUGGACGUGUUUGACCUGAAGAAAUUCUCUGCUUCAGAGGAGGCUCUUCUGAGGCUGCUGCCAGUGGUCAAAGCCUCCAAGAAAGCUCUAUUGAGUGGCUGUAACCUCUCAGAGAGAAGCUGUGAAGCUCUGUCUUCAGUUCUCAGCUCCCAGUUCUCCAAUCUGAAAGAGCUGGACCUAAGUAACAACAACCUCCAGGCCUCAGGAGUGAAGCUGUUUGCUUCUGGACUGGAGAGUCCACAUUGUAAACUGGAAAGACUCAGGCUGUCAGGCUGUCUGAUCACAGAGGAAGGCUGUGCUUCUCUGGCCUCAGCUCUGAGCUCCAACCCCUCCCACCUGAGAGACCUGGACCUGAGCUACAAUCAUCCAGGAGACUCAGAAAUGAAGCUGCUGUGUGCUGGACUGGAGGAUCCACACUGGAGACUGGACACACUCAGGUAUGAAGAGGCCUGCAGCAGUCACAGUCAAUAUGAUAGAGGAGGAAGAGCUGCGAACAUUUACUUUGUGACACUGUUAGCCUGGGUCAUGUUCACUGACACACCAAGCUAACAAAGGCUGACUGUCUGAUCCAACAGUUCAUGAAACAAAGUGGCA
This is a messenger RNA of Micropterus salmoides (largemouth bass), 2749 nucleotides long. RefSeq names its product NLR family CARD domain-containing protein 3-like. The transcript has 7 exons. Gene Ontology annotation, molecular function: protein binding. The record is from RefSeq and is a predicted model, not a curated record. Bases 32 to 2704 code for a protein of 890 amino acids. Lineage: Eukaryota; Metazoa; Chordata; Actinopteri; Centrarchiformes; Centrarchidae.